Messenger RNA from Ctenocephalides felis (cat flea), 1619 nucleotides. RefSeq names its product centromere/kinetochore protein zw10 homolog. Gene Ontology annotation, cellular component: RZZ complex. The transcript is spliced from 7 exons. Lineage: Eukaryota; Metazoa; Arthropoda; Insecta; Siphonaptera; Pulicidae. Gene Ontology annotation, biological process: endoplasmic reticulum to Golgi vesicle-mediated transport; mitotic spindle assembly checkpoint signaling. The record is from RefSeq and is a predicted model, not a curated record. Bases 107 to 1276 code for a protein of 389 amino acids.
CAUAGAAUGCUAUAAUAUAUACUUUACUGAUGAUCAAUGUUUUUUAAGUGAAAUCGCUUCUCUGAUAAAAAAAGAAUUCACCGAAUGUUUGGUGAAAGAUUGUUUAAUGAAAACAAUUCAAUCAACAUCAUCAAAUGUAGAUUCAAACUUUCAAGAAGAAAUUAGGGAGUUUCAAGAAGCUUUAUGUGCCUAUGGAUUUUAUAAUGAAGCAGAUACAGCUAUUUUAGAUUUUGCAAAAGAUAUCCAUGUACAUUAUGCCAAUAAAGAAUGCCAGCAAUUAUUAAAAAAAUCAAGAGAAAUUAUGAAAAAAGAUAUUCAUGAUGCAAUAGAUGUUAAUCCGGAUGAAACAUUCGAUCAUGGAGACCAAUCAAGUGCACCACCUUUAUCUGUUCCAAAGAUGAAAAUUUCUUCAAAUAUUAUGGAACUUCAAGAACUCAUACUUGAUAUUUUACAAGAAUGUGGCAAAGCAGAAUCCGCUAUGUUGAGGCAACGGUUACUGUGCACCGCAUGCAAUGUUAUAAGACUUUAUCAAAGUAUCGUCCUAGUUCACCAUAACAACUUGAUAAAUAUUCCUAAACAAUCUGCAUUAUUCCACAACAACUGCAUGUAUUUAGCAAAUUGGUUGCUAACCAUUUCAAUACAAAUGCAGUCAUACAAUAUAACAAAGGAAGAAAUUGGAAUUACAUUAUAUUCAGAUCAAAUUUCAUCGUUGCGAUUGCUAGGAACAAAGUAUUUGAAUCAACAGAUGAAACAACAAAAAAACAUUAUGAUAAAUACCUUAAGAGAUUCAGAUUUAAAUUUAUUAAGUCAAGUUACAAAACUAAGUAAAACCAAUGAGGCUGUGAGCAAGUGCAUUGAACAAAUAAAUGAUUUAGAAUCCCACUGGUUUCAAGUGUUACCAGACAAUGUUUUUGCCAGGUGUAUUGCACUUCUUUACAAUGUUUUGUUAGGUGAACUUAUCCAAAGAGUUUGCAGUGCAGAAGACAUAUCAGCAGCAGUAGCUGCAGAUUUGGUCAAGUAUUUUGAUGAUGUACAAAAAAAUGCUUUAUGCAUGUUUAAGAAACAUACUGAUGUCAUGUCUAGAGUUCAAUUGUGGCAGAAGUUCCAGGAAUUGAAAAAUGUUCUCAAAGGGAAUUUAGAAAGUAUAGAAAGUCAAUGGGCGAAUGGCAAAGGACUUUUAGCCACAGUAUUUGAAAAGCAAGAAAUCAAACAUUUAAUAAGAGCACUAUUUCAAAAUACUGAUCGUCGAGCUGAGCUGUUAAUGAAACUUAAAUAACUAAAUUUCAAGAUCACUUUCGAUCUAUCUCUUAACUGCUGAAAUAAAUUCAACUAUACAAUAAAUAACAUAACAUUAGUUUGGAUAUUUUUGUAUUUAUAACAUAAUACUAAGUAAAAAAUAAACAUUAAUCAAAUUUAUUCACGAGUUUUACUUAAGUCUUAAUUUAUUAUAAUCUUAAAAACCUUAAGAUAAAAUUUUUGUGAUAUAAUUACAUAAGAGUAAAAUGUUGAUGUAUUUACAAUUUAUUAUGUAUCAAUAGUUCUUGUCCUGUGCGAUCUUAGAAUUGACUGAUGACAUUUAUAUCAUGAAUGACGAAGUUAGUGAUUCGAUGCGAUGCGUA